Messenger RNA from Ailuropoda melanoleuca (giant panda), 2231 nucleotides. It is a transcript of the gene GRWD1, whose product is annotated as glutamate rich WD repeat containing 1. The record is from RefSeq and is a predicted model, not a curated record. The transcript is spliced from 7 exons. Lineage: Eukaryota; Metazoa; Chordata; Mammalia; Carnivora; Ursidae. Gene Ontology annotation, biological process: ribosome biogenesis. The coding region runs from base 190 to 1533 and encodes 447 amino acids. Gene Ontology annotation, cellular component: nucleolus. Gene Ontology annotation, molecular function: protein binding.
CGCAGGCCUCGGUCGCUCUUCUGGGACGCCGUUACCUGAGCUCACCUUCACCCUCUCCCCACAGCCCUCUCAAAUUGGUGAGCUGGGAGGUUUCCAAGGCAACCGUCUAGCUGGGCGGAUCUCUGAAGGAGGAAAACGCAACCGGGAAGUGACGUCCUUACAUCGCGCCCGCGGUGAGAGGGUUCGAAGAUGGCGGCGCGCAAGGGUAGGGGGCGCACGUGUGAAACCGGGGAACCCAUGGAGGCCGAGUCCAGCGACGCAGGGACCGAAGGCCGGGCCCAGGUCUACCUGCCCGGCCGUGGACCGCCGUUGCGCGAAGGAGAGGAGCUGGUCAUGGACGAGGAGGCCUACGUGCUGUACCACCGAGCGCAGACUGGAGCCCCCUGUCUUAGCUUCGACAUAGUCCGGGAUCACCUGGGAGACAACCGGACAGAGCUUCCUCUUACACUUUACCUGUGUGCUGGGACCCAAGCCGAGAGCGCCCAGAGCAACAGACUGAUGAUGCUUCGGAUGCAUAAUCUGCAUGGGACAAAGCCCCCGCCAUCGGAGGGCAGUGAGGAGGAGGAAGAGGAGGAAGAUGAAGAGGAUGAAGAAGAACGGAAGCCUCAGCUGGAGCUGGCUAUGGUGCCCCACUAUGGCGGCAUCAACCGAGUCCGGGUGUCAUGGCUGGGCGAGGAGCCGGUGGCUGGCGUAUGGUCAGAGAAGGGCCAGGUGGAGGUGUUCGCGCUGCGGCGGCUUCUGCAGGCAGUGGAUGACCCCCAGGCAUUGGCGACCUUCCUCCGGGAUGAGCAGGCCCGUGUGAAGCCCAUCUUCGCCUUCGCUGGCCACAUGGGCGAGGGCUUUGCACUUGACUGGUCCCCCCGUGUGUCUGGGCGCCUGCUGACUGGUGACUGUCAGAAGAACAUCCACCUCUGGACGCCCACGGACGGCGGCUCCUGGCACGUGGACCAGCGGCCCUUUGUGGGCCACACGCGCUCUGUGGAGGACCUGCAGUGGUCCCCGACGGAGGACACAGUGUUCGCCUCCUGCUCAGCUGAUGCCUCCGUUCGCAUCUGGGACAUCCGGGCCGCCCCCAGCAAGGCCUGCAUGCUCACCACCGCCACCGCCCACGACAGCGACGUCAACGUCAUCAGCUGGAGCCGCCGGGAACCCUUCCUGCUCAGCGGCGGGGACGACGGUGCCCUCAAGAUUUGGGACCUGCGACAGUUCAAGUCUGGCUCCCCGGUGGCCACCUUCAAGCAGCACAUGGCCCCCGUGACCUCGGUCGAGUGGCACCCCCAGGACAGCGGCGUCUUCGCGGCCUCAGGUGCAGACAACCAGAUCACACAGUGGGACUUGGCCGUGGAGCGUGACCCCGAGGCGGGCGACGCGGAGACUGCCGACCCCGGGCUGGCGGACCUGCCCCAGCAGCUGCUGUUUGUGCACCAGGGCGAGACGGACCUGAAGGAGCUGCACUGGCACCCGCAGUGCCCUGGGCUCCUGGUCAGCACCGCGCUCUCGGGCUUCACCGUCUUCCGCACCAUCAGCGUCUGAGGGGGCCCGCCGCCCCCGGUCUGGCCUGGCCGCGCCCUCGGCCGCUGAGCUCGAAGCUGCUUCCGCCGCUAGGGACUCCUUCGGCUCUGCUGACCAGCCCUCCUCCCAUAGAAGGGCUUAGCUUGAACCGUAGCUGCCAUGACGGAUUCUGUUUGAUAUUUUGUUUGGUGUCACGAACCCCUCUUGCCAAAGGAUCUGGUUUGACCCAUGACUGUACAACUACUUGGUUUGGUCCAGGGAGCCUUCCAACCACAGGGCUCGGUUUGACGCCGGGGACCCCUCCCGUGGAAAGACCUGGUUUGGCCCAGGCUGCCCCCUCCCCCGCCCCCACCUGUGCGAGGACCUGCUGGCCCGUUUCCCAGGUGGGCCUGGUGUGGCCGGUGUCGCUGUGGAUAUUUUGUGAGCUCUGGCACCUGGCUUGACCCUUUGACCUCUCUGUCCCGGGACCCGGUUGUGGCCACUGGUCUCCCCCAGGGAACUCGAGGACUUUACAGUGGGUGGACCAAAGUUGGGGCGUGGGUUCCUCCAGCAGAAUCCGGUGUUGCCCUUUGUCUUCCUGCCAAACAGGGUUUGGCCCGGACUUCCCAGUGGGGGGUUGUGUGGGUCUUCUUCCCCUCCCGCCCGCAUCCAAAGCAGGCGCUGUGCAGGGAGGAAGGUCAGGGGCUCCUGAGGCAGUAAAGGACGAGAACGGGGCCUGA